Hyaloscypha bicolor E is the source of this 729-nucleotide messenger RNA. RefSeq names its product PHP domain-like protein. The annotation marks the transcript as partial. Gene Ontology annotation, cellular component: nucleolar ribonuclease P complex. NCBI's taxonomy places the organism in Eukaryota, Fungi, Ascomycota, Leotiomycetes, Helotiales, Hyaloscyphaceae. The transcript has a single exon. Gene Ontology annotation, molecular function: RNA binding. The record is from RefSeq and is a predicted model, not a curated record. Gene Ontology annotation, biological process: tRNA processing.
AUGCUCUACGACCUCAACGUCCCCUGGUCUAUGGAUCAAUAUCACCCCCACCAGCAACGAACCAUCUCCUUCCUCUCCGAGCUGGGCUACGACACGCUCGCCUUGAACCACACAAUAACAGGUUCACUGCCAGCGGCAAUCAUAAACCCAAUCCCCGCCGUACCCUCCUUCGAGAUCCCCAAAAAGACAGUCCUCCUCCGCCGCUGUACAUUAAACAUCGUAGACCCAAGCCAGAACUACCGUCUGCCCGCCCUCGCUGCAGUCUACGAUAUCCUCGCCUUACGUCCGACGACGGAGAAAGCAUUUCUGGCAGCAUGUCUUUCCCUCGAUUCACACAGCAUCAUCUCGCUGGACCUCACACAACGCUUCUCGUUCCACUUCAAGCCGAAGCCGUUAAUGACCGCCAUAAACCGGGGGAUUAUGAUUGAGAUCUGCUAUAGUCAGAGUAUGGAUACCAGCGGCGAUGGGAGCAGUGCGAGAAGGAAUUUUAUUGGGAAUGUGGUGGCGAUUGUGAGGGCUACGAAGGGUAGGGGAUUGGUGGUUAGUAGCGGGGCGCAGAGUGUGCUGGGUGUUAGGGCGCCGGCUGACGUGCUGAAUUUGUUGGAUGUGUGGGGUUUGAAGAAGGAGAGGGGGUUAGAGAGUCUUGGGGUUAAUCCGAGGGGUGUGGUUGUUAAUGAGGGGCUGAGGAGGACGAGUUUUAGGGGGGUGGUGGAUGUUGUUGAGGGGGGU